UAUAGGAGUAAAUGGCUACUAGUGAGUUGUUUAUUCACUGAAGCACAAGAGGUGGAAGUGGACAUUUCACCACCGGGCACACAAUGCUGGGGCAGCUAUUGAAAAGUGAGCCUCUUUUCACAAGUAUUUUGAGAACAACCGAUCUCUGGAGGCGUCCAUGUCCCAAGGACGCUCAGAUAUUGACAAGAAGAACAUUUUGUAACAAAGCAGAGGCCACAAAGAAGGUUAUUCCAGGCCGUAGCACAUUCAGAAAUGACAGAAGACCUACAGCAUUUGAUAAAAAGAUUUUAUUAUGGGCAGGACGGUUUAAAAAAGAGGAGGAUAUUCCAGCUCUAUUAUCAUCUGAGGUCAUCAAAGCUGCUACGAGUAGAGUGAGGAUCAAAAUUUGCUACAUCACAAUGGCACUGACUCUGCUAGGCUGCUUGGUCAUGAUCAUCUCGGGCAAGCAAGCUGCUAGAAGAGAUGACACGCUGCUGAGGAUGAAUACCGAGAAGAAGGCCAUGUGGAGGGCUGAAGCAGAGACAGAACUGGAAGCAGCUGCAAUGAAAGCUCAGUGAUCAAGACGGGAUUUAUUUUAGCAGCAGGCGAUAAGUGAUUUAUACAUGUGGCAUAUGCACCUCUGUUCCGUUAA
Messenger RNA from Mauremys reevesii (Reeves's turtle), 631 nucleotides. Its product is annotated as protein FAM162B-like. The record is from RefSeq and is a predicted model, not a curated record. Gene Ontology annotation, biological process: neuron apoptotic process; positive regulation of release of cytochrome c from mitochondria; cellular response to hypoxia. Lineage: Eukaryota; Metazoa; Chordata; Testudines; Geoemydidae. The coding region runs from base 84 to 557 and encodes 157 amino acids. The transcript is spliced from 4 exons. Gene Ontology annotation, cellular component: mitochondrion.